Messenger RNA from Pecten maximus, 999 nucleotides. RefSeq names its product nucleoporin NSP1-like. The coding region runs from base 1 to 999 and encodes 332 amino acids. NCBI's taxonomy places the organism in Eukaryota, Metazoa, Mollusca, Bivalvia, Pectinida, Pectinidae. The record is from RefSeq and is a predicted model, not a curated record. The transcript is spliced from 2 exons.
AUGGUGUUUAUCAACCAAGCAGGUGGUAGUGGUCAGACCUACAUCAGUACCACACCGACUCUAUCAGGUGGUAGUGGUCAGACCUACAUCAGUACCACACCAGCUCUAUCAGGUGGUAGUGGUCAGACCUACAUCAGUACCACACCGACUCUAUCAGGUGGUAGUGGACAGACCUACAUCAGUACCACACCGACUCUAUCAGGUGGUAGUGGACAGACCUACAUCAGUACCACACCGACUCUAUCAGGUGGUAGUGGUCAGACCUACAUCAGUACCACACCGACUCUAUCAGGUGGUAGUGGUCAGACCUACAUCAGUACCACACCAACUCUAUCAGGUGGUAGUGGACAGACCUACAUCAGUAUCACACCGACUCUAUCAGGUGGUAGUGGUCAGACCUACAUCAGUACCACACCGACUCUAUCAGGUGGUAGUGGUCAGACCUACAUCAGUACCACACCGACUCUAUCAGGUGGUAGUGGUCAGACCUACAUCAGUACCACACCGACUCUAUCAGGUGGUAGUGGUCAGACCUACAUCAGUACCACACCGACUCUAUCAGGUUGUAGUGGACAGACCUACAUCAGUACCACACCGACUCUAUCAGGUGGUAGUGGUCAGACCUACAUCAGUACCACACCGACUCUAUCAGGUGGUAGUGGUCAGACCUACAUCAAUACCACACCGACUCUAUCAGGUGGUAGUGGUCAGACCUACAUCAGUACCACACCGACUCUAUCAGGUGGUAGUGGUCAGACCUACAUCAGUACCACACCGACUCUAUCAGGUUGUAGUGGUCAGACCUACAUCAGUACCACACCGACUCUAUCAGGUUGUAGUGGACAGACCUACAUCAGUACCACACCGACUCUAUCAGGUGGUAGUGGUCAGACCUACAUCAGUACCACACCGACUCUAUCAGGUUGUAGUGGUCAGACAUCAGUACCACACCGACUCUAUCAGGUGGUAGUGGUCAGACCUACAUCAGUACCACACUGA